This is a messenger RNA of Lampris incognitus (smalleye Pacific opah), 1340 nucleotides long. Its product is annotated as PAK4-inhibitor inka1-like. Gene Ontology annotation, cellular component: nucleus. NCBI's taxonomy places the organism in Eukaryota, Metazoa, Chordata, Actinopteri, Lampriformes, Lampridae. Gene Ontology annotation, molecular function: protein serine/threonine kinase inhibitor activity; protein kinase binding. The transcript is spliced from 3 exons. The record is from RefSeq and is a predicted model, not a curated record. The coding region runs from base 35 to 1216 and encodes 393 amino acids.
UGCAGGUACGAGUUGCGCGGAAGGGAGUUGGCGAAUGAGCUCGCCCAGCCUGCGGGGAUGUGAUUGGCUGGUUCGGACGGCCAGCUCUGAGCGGCUGUUCAGCGGCUACUGGAAAAAGGGGAGGAAACGCAGCGGUUCCCCACUCAGCGCAUCUCCAUCUGAACGCACGGAGCCUCUCACAGGACUCAUGACCCGGACCGAACAGCAGAUGAACGGAGCUCCACAGAUGAAAAGAGAAGAUAUGUUCUGUCUGCGUGACUCUGGAGACUGCUUACGGGAGCAGAUGCGCUACAUGAUGAGGUCUCUGCAGGACCUCAGACAACUACGGAGGACGGUCCCCGCGGUCAAUCAGGCGCCUGCCGUGGCCGUGGCCGACCCGUUGCCCGCCCUGACCCGUCAUUCUGCGUUGGCGCGCGCUUGUCAGCAGAGGGCGCUGCAGCGAGAGCGCCGCACACGCCUGCGGAUGUCCAACGCCAGCACGGCCAGCACCUACGACUCCGCUUGCUGUCUGGCCAGUCCCCUGGAGGAAGAGGACGAGACGGAGAGCAGGCUGGGUCUGUGCUCGCCCAGCAGCGAGAAGAGUCUGGACUUUGACUCGGGCUACUCCGAGGCCUCAUGGCAGGACGACGGCGUGGUUCUCAGGAGGACCAGGAACGUUCGGGUGUCCUCCUCCGCCUGCCUCCGUAUGAACAGGGCCUCGAGUGGACGCGUCAGGCCCAAAUCGACUUCGGAUGCCUGUCUGGAGAGGUGGACGUCGUUUGAAGUCAGCGACCCAGAGGACUGGACGAACUCCCUGUUGACCAGGGGACGAAACCGCCAGCCUCUGGUUCUGGGGGACAACAGCUUCGCCGACCUCAUACAGAACUGGAUGGACUUGCCAGAUUUUCCCGAACCCGCCGAGCUGAAGCCGAGUUCUGGGCGCAGACUGGCCCGUGGCUUCUUCGUCAACAUGCGGAGGAAACUGGCGGGGAUAUCCAAGAGCGUCGAGGGAAGAGUACGAAUGAGGUCCGAGAACGCGACGCGUGUCAACAGGACUGCCAACGCGUCCAACCGCCUGUCUUGUCCGGUUGGGGCGCUGCCGCCCCGAGCCCCCUUUUUCCACCAGUCCCACUCCGGCCUCAACGAACUGGACGCAGACUUCUACCACUUUGCAGCGCUCAUGAAAUCCGGCAGCCGCCAGCCCAUAAUAUGCAAAGACAUCAUUGGCUACAUCUGACACGCGUCCGUAUCUUCUUUAAAGACACGUGUCAGGACUGGACACUUCUCAUAGUCACUUUAUUUUUAUACUGCCAUAUUCCCACCGCUCUGGUUUGACUGAUAAGCUAUUAAAAAUAAAACGA